AUGAUUUCAGCAGUAAAAAAUGUUUACAAGAAUUUGUCGCCGAUAGCACAAAGUUUAACAGGGAAGAAGCUAAAUAUAGAUUGGAAAACUGAAAAACCCAUUGACAAUUUGGUGCUAAAAAAGUUUGCUUCCAAGCUUCCUGACCUUGAGAAGAAGGUCAACACUAUAAAGCCAUUCUUAUAUAUAAUUCAAUGCUUGGUGCGAUCAAAGAUUUUUAUUUUUACGUUUGUUUGCGUAUACGUACGUGUGAGCCCCCCAAAAGAGUUGAUUUUAGCCGGAAGUGGUGUUGGAGAUGUCCUACUCCUGGCCUCUACGUGGCGGGGGGUGGGUAAUGCUAACCGGAGAGGGCGAAUGGCGAGUAACCAGCGCCUUAAAACUGGUGUUCUGUUGGUUUCGGGGUUGUCAUUGGUGGUUGUCAUUGUGAGGGCCAAGUUCUACGGCGACGGACACAAAUGGAGGAUGACACUGGAGGUGUUUAGCCACAAAUCAGCACACGACAAAGCAGCCCUAUUUAGGGACGCACUGCUUUCUUCAGAGUUGAAGAGGGGACUAGAAAAGGUUGUCCUAAACAUUGCUAGCUCAUGUCUGGACAUCUUUCUCUGCGGUAAAAAUUCAAAAAUUGUUAAAAGAAAUAUCUUGAACCUUGCUGCUUGGAAUGUACAUACAUUGCUAGACAAGGAAAGUCGACAUGAACGUCGCACUGCAAUUGUGGCUCGUGAGCUCGCCAGCUUUGGCAUCGACAAAAUUUUCUGCAUCAACCCACUGCUAUGCACCCACGCUUGGCCAACAAAGGAGGAAAAAGAUUUGUUCUAUGGGCAGCUCAAUGAAGCUGUUGCUUUAACACCAUAUAAAGCAUCAACUGUACGUAUCACAGCUCUGGUUGACAAAAGGAAACGGCGAAAACAGGUGGCCCAGGAUGAAAGCGGCACAGGAGUGUGGGUCUGUGAAAUCGGUAAUUGUCGAUGUUUGCCUAGAAUUGGACUCUUUGCCCACAUGAAGUCACAUCAAUGA
Messenger RNA from Helobdella robusta, 1011 nucleotides. RefSeq lists its product as hypothetical. The record is from RefSeq and is a predicted model, not a curated record. NCBI's taxonomy places the organism in Eukaryota, Metazoa, Annelida, Clitellata, Rhynchobdellida, Glossiphoniidae. The coding region runs from base 1 to 1011 and encodes 336 amino acids. The transcript has 6 exons.